ACCCCAGCAACUAGAGCUACAGCAAAGCCCACACUUUCAAGAGGAAGAGCGUCUUUUCCGACAUCAGUCCACCUAACACUCAUUCCAUUAUCAGUCAGUAAUUCUAGGCGUCCGUCACCUCUGCCAAAAAGUAAAAAUAGGCAAGCCGCGGUGCCAUCUGUUCCCCGGCCCGCUCCCCAUACCCUCGCUCAGCCCAGACCAAAGCCGCGCCGGCGCGCCGCAGGCAGCCCUGGCGGGGGCCUUUCCUGCCGCCCGACGCCGGGGUCCUCCGUCAGGUCUCACUCAUUCUGUGCCUGUGAACAUGGCGGCGCCCGUUGUCACGGCCCCGGGCAGAGCUCUGCUGCGGGCGGGCGCUGGACGGCUGCUUCGGGGAGGCGUCCAGGAGCUACUGCGGCCGCGACAUGAAGGGAACGCCCCUGACCUGGCCUGCAACUUCAGCCUUUCUCAAAAUCGGGGCACGGUCAUCGUGGAGCGCUGGUGGAAGGUACCGCUGGCCGGGGAGGGCCGGAAGCCGCGCCUGCACCGGCGACAUCGCGUCUAUAAGCUGGUGGAGGACACGAAGCAUCGGCCCAAAGAAAACCUGGAGCUCAUCCUGACGCAGUCGGUGGAGAAUGUUGGAGUCCGGGGUGACCUGGUCUCAGUGAAGAAAUCUUUAGGCCGGAAUCGACUCCUUCCUCAGGGACUGGCUGUAUAUGCAUCCCCUGAAAACAAGAAGCUGUUUGAAGAGGAGAAAUUGCUGAGACAAGAAGGAAAAUUAGAGAAGAUCCAGACCAAGGCAGGUGAGGCGACAGUGAAAUUUCUAAAAAGCUGUCGCCUGGAGGUAGGGAUGAAGAACAAUGUCAAAUGGGAGCUGAACACUGAAAUAGUUGCCCGCCACUUCUUCAAGAAUCUUGGUGUUGUGGUUGCCCCACAUACAUUAAAGUUACCAGAAGAGCCUAUCACACGGUGGGGCGAGUAUUGGUGUGAGGUGACGGUAAAUGGGCUUGAUACUGUGAGAGUGCCUAUGUCUGUCGUGAACUUUGAGAAGCCCAAGACCAAAAGAUAUAAGUACUGGUUAGCCCAGCAAGCUGCCAAGGCCAUGGCCCCCACCAGCCCCCAGAUCUAAAUCUACUCUCCCUCCAAGGCAGCAAAGCAGAAUCAGGAGCAGUGGAGCAGAAAUGUGCAAGCACCCUGAUCUCACUCCCAGCUCUGACCAAAUACAGAAUUUUAGAGAACAUCUGAAGACAUCAGACUGCACUGCGUAUACAUGUUGAAUUCUUCAUUUUUGCCAUCUUUAACUGUCAUCACUGGGGCAGGGCAGUCUUGUUCCAGAAGUACCAGGCUGUAGAUUUGAUAAGCUAGAUGCAGUAGACCGAAACCAUCCAAAACCUGUUUAGCUUCUUCCUCCAUUGGAGUUUAUUGGGACAAACAGGAGAGCCAGCCAUUGUCUCCAGUACUUGCCUCAUUCUCAUCAUCCAAACUGAACAUUUGUAUCCCAAGCAGAAAUAAAGAGAUUAUGUUCUUUUUAA
Messenger RNA from Pan troglodytes (chimpanzee), 1508 nucleotides. RefSeq names its product mitochondrial ribosomal protein L9 (gene MRPL9). Gene Ontology annotation, molecular function: structural constituent of ribosome. NCBI's taxonomy places the organism in Eukaryota, Metazoa, Chordata, Mammalia, Primates, Hominidae. The coding region runs from base 302 to 1105 and encodes 267 amino acids. Gene Ontology annotation, biological process: translation. The record is from RefSeq and is a predicted model, not a curated record. The transcript has 7 exons. Gene Ontology annotation, cellular component: ribosome.